Molecule: messenger RNA, 12797 nt
Organism: Bacillus rossius redtenbacheri
Lineage: Eukaryota; Metazoa; Arthropoda; Insecta; Phasmatodea; Bacillidae
Gene: ACC
Product: acetyl-CoA carboxylase
Exons: 42
Coding region: 532-7524 (2330 amino acids)
Biological process (GO): fatty acid biosynthetic process
Cellular component (GO): mitochondrion
Molecular function (GO): ATP binding; metal ion binding; acetyl-CoA carboxylase activity
Source: RefSeq, a predicted model, not a curated record
CAUGACCUGAAAUGGGAGGUACCCCCUUAAAGACGCCUGCGCUCUUGGAAGAACUCGCCCUGGGCGACCUCCGACGCCAGGAAGUCAGGAAGUUAGUUACCUUGGAUGUCUCGAGGUGCCAGGCUCGCAUCCUGGGCGGGCCAUGGCCCGUGCGUGCUAGCCUCCCGACGUAAAGUGGACGUGUUUCGGUGGUGAACAGCAGUGAUAAGUAGAGCCACGGAAUUUUCGCGCAUUCAUUCAGUCGCAAGCUAGAAUGCAGACCUCCACACUGUCGCACUGUGCUCGUGAUUGGGCCGCAGUUAUCUGGACACGCCCCUCUACGACCGUGAGCCAACGAUGUCCAGCUGGGAGAGAAGUAAGCGAAUCAGGACGCUCCAGUUUGAUGCGAUCCCCUGCUUGACCGAAGACGGUAGGCGAAGGUGACGCUGUUGCCGUCGAUUGUCUCCGCACAAUCGCCGCACCCGACUCCCUAAGCUGGGCAGCACCCUGAGUUGGUUGACAUCAGGCGAUCCGACAGAGGGAGCGCGCACCAUGGAACCCGCCGGGGAUGACGAGCAGGCCCGCGCGGUCAACUUCAUCGUGGGCAGCGGCGACGCCGACGACCCCGGGACGCCCGCCGAGGACGAGGCGGCGCUCAAGGACGUGCUGCAGUUCAAGGACGAGGCGACGGAUGUGUUCCAAGCGCCGCUCAUCGAAAGGACGGCCAGCUCCGGCGGCAUGUUCGCGCUGGCAGAGCGCCGCAAGAGGCUCAGGCCCAGCAUGUCUCAUGGAACAGUUGCAAACAACAACAGAUUGCAAGAGAAAGAUUUCACAGUGGCAACGCCUGAAGAAUUCGUCAGGAAAUUCUGUGGCACAAAAGUUAUUAAUAAGGUUCUGAUAGCAAAUAAUGGCAUUGCAGCGGUUAAGUGCAUGCGUUCCAUUCGUCGCUGGUCGUACGAGAUGUUUAAGAACGAAAGGGCAGUUAAAUUUGUGGUCAUGGUGACACCAGAAGAUUUAAAAGCAAAUGCUGAAUACAUCAAGAUGGCAGAUUUGUACGUUCCCGUUCCAGGAGGGUCUAACAAUAAUAAUUAUGCAAAUGUGGAACUCAUUCUCGACAUUGCUGUCAGAACACAAGCACAGGCCGUGUGGGCGGGCUGGGGCCACGCGUCGGAGAACCCCAAGCUGCCGGAGCUGCUGCACAAGAACAACAUCUCCUUCAUCGGUCCCCCGGAGAAGGCGAUGUGGGCCCUGGGCGACAAGAUAGCCUCCAGCAUUGUGGCGCAGACGGCCAACAUCCCGACGUUGCCGUGGUCGGGCAGCUCCCUGAAGGCGCACUACGAGGGCAAGAAGAUAAAGAUAUCCUCGGAGCUGUACAAGAAGGGCGGUGUAUCCUCGGUGGAGGAUGGUCUGCUGGCAGCACAGAAGAUCGGCUACCCGGUCAUGAUAAAAGCUAGCGAAGGCGGGGGAGGGAAGGGCAUACGCAAAGUGGAGUGUGCCGAGGAAUUCCCGAACCUUUACAGACAGGUUCAAGCGGAGGUCCCCGGCUCGCCCAUCUUCGUCAUGCAGCUGGCCCGCUGCGCCCGGCACCUGGAGGUGCAGCUGUUGGCCGACCAGUACGGCAACGCCAUCUCGCUGUUCGGCCGCGACUGCUCCAUCCAGCGCCGCCACCAGAAGAUCAUCGAGGAGGCGCCGGCCGUCAUCGCGGAGCCCGACGUCUUCGAGGACAUGGAGAAGGCGGCGGUGCGGCUGGCGAAGAUGGUCGGCUACGUGAGCGCGGGCACGGUGGAGUACCUGUACGACACGAACGGCAACUACUUCUUCCUGGAGCUGAACCCGCGGCUGCAGGUGGAGCACCCGUGCACGGAGAUGGUCGCCGACGUGAACCUCCCAGCUGCGCAGCUGCAGAUUGCGAUGGGUCUCCCUCUCCAUCGUAUCAAAGACAUUCGGUUGUUGUACGGGGAAUCUCCUUGGAGCGACGGCGAUAUUGAUUUUGACUACCCUCACCACAAGCCCCAACCGUGGGGCCAUGUCAUAGCAGCUCGUAUCACUAGUGAAAAUCCUGAUGAGGGUUUCAAGCCCAGCUCUGGCACGGUCCAAGAACUUAAUUUCCGCUCUUCGAAAAACGUUUGGGGCUACUUCAGCGUGGCUUCAUCGGGAGGACUGCACGAGUUCGCAGACUCCCAGUUUGGCCAUUGCUUUUCGUGGGGUGAAAACAGGGAACAGGCCAGGGAGAACCUUGUGAUAGCACUGAAGGAGUUGUCGAUUCGCGGAGACUUCCGCACUACAGUUGAAUACCUGAUCAAGCUUUUAGAGACUCCAAGUUUCCAGCACAACUCCAUCGACACGUCGUGGCUCGAUGCGCUGAUUGCAGAGCGGAUGCAGGCAGAGAAGCCGGAUAUCAUCCUCGGCGUCAUCUGCGCGUCUCUGCAUAUCGCUGAUAGGACCAUCCUUAACGUUUUCCAGAAUUUCCAGUCGUCUUUGGAGAGGGGCCAAGUGCAAGCAUCGAACACACUGGAGAAUACAUUCGACGUAGAACUCAUAAAUGACGGUUUCAAGUACAAAGUGCAAGUAACCAAAUCUGGACCAAACACCUACUUUCUAGUCAUGAAUAACUCGUCCAAAGAAAUCGAUAUACAUCGAUUGUCUGAUGGAGGGAUUCUCCUGUCGGUGGACGGGGCCAGUUUCACCACGUACAUGCGGGAGGAGGUGGACCGCUACCGCAUCGUCAUCGGCAACCAGACCUGCGUGUUCGAGAAGGAGAACGACCCGUCGCAGCUGAGGGCCCCAUCUGCCGGCAAGCUGAUCAACUACCUGGUGGAGGACGGGGACUUCGUGAACGAGGGUCAGGCGUAUGCGGAGAUAGAGGUGAUGAAGAUGGUGAUGACGCUGACGUCGCCCCAGGCGGGCUCCUUGUUCUACGUGAAGCGGCCCGGGGCGGUGCUGGACGGGGGCUCCCUGAUCGCGACCUUGGACCUGGAGGACGCCUCGCUGGUGCGGCAGGCGGAGCUGCACCGCGGCCAGUUCCCGGGGGCUCACAGCGAGUCUCCCGCCGUCGAGGACAAGCUCAACCACAUCGUCACCGGCUACAAGGUCGUGCUGGAGAACAUCCUCGCAGGCUAUUGUCUACCAGAUCCGUACCACCAGGCGAGGCUAAAAGAGGUUGUUGAAAACUACAUGACUUUUCUCCGAGACCCGCGACUACCCUUACUAGAACUGAAGGAAGCUAUCGCAUCAGUAUCAGGCCGCAUCCCUAUUUCUGUGGAGAAAAAAAUUAGGAAACUUAUGUCGCAGUAUGAGCGCAACAUUACAUCGGUUUUGGCUCAGUUUCCUAGUCAACAAAUCGCAAGUGUAAUUGACAGCCAUGCAGCGACGUUGCAGAAGAAGUCGGACCGGGAGAUGUUCUUCCUCACGACGGAAAGCAUCGUGCAGUUGAUGCAGAGGUACAGAAGCGGAACACGAGGCCACAUGAAGACCGCCGUGUAUGACCUCCUGAAGCAGUAUUAUGAAGUGGAAUCUCAAUUCCAGAUCGGCAGUUAUGACAAAUGUGUGACAGCCCUUCGAGAAAAGUACAAAGACAACAUGGAAGCUGUCACUGCCACUAUUUUUUCACAUGCAAAGGUUUCCAGGAAGAAUUUGUUGGUUACUUUGUUAAUCGAUCACUUGUGGUCGAAUGAGCCGGGCUUAACAGAUGAACUGGCGUCGAUACUGAAUGACUUGACUUCCUUGAACCGAAGUGAGCAGUCUCGUGUUGCUCUGAGAGCAAGGCAGGUCCUGAUAGCUGCCCACCAGCCGGCUUACGAGUUGCGCCACAACCAGAUGGAGUCCAUAUUCCUGUCCGCUGUCGACAUGUACGGCCACAGCUUCCACCCUGAAAACCUGCAGAAGCUGAUCACGUCGGAAACGACCAUCUUCGACAUUCUUCACGAGUUUUUCUACCACUCUAACAAGGCGGUGUGCAGUGCGGCACUCGAGGUAUAUGUGCGUAGAGCAUACAUCUCGUACGAAGUGAUGUGUCUUCAGCUGACGGACUUAUCUGCCGGAAUGAGUCUACUGCAGUUCCAGUUUCUUCUCCCCAAGUCUCACCCCAACAGGAUUCCGUUCAACAGGAAGUCCGAGCCCGGCGACAAGCUGUACUCGAGCUUCGAGAACUGCCACCGCACCGGGUGCAUGGCCGCGUUCGAGACGUUUGAGGAGUUCGAGGACAGCGCCGACGAGAUCCUGGACGUGGUGGAGGAGUUCUCCUCGCCGUCCUACACCACCCCCAAGGCCAUCGAGGAGGCCAUGGAGACGGGCAGCGAGUCCCGGCUCAGCACCAGCAUCAGCAUCGGCGACGAGCGAGUUCACCAGAUCGAGAACCUCAUGGGAACGGAACCUAUUCACAUAAUCAACGUGGCUGUGAAAGAUAAAGAAGACACCAAUGACUUGGUCCUUAGCAAGAUGUUUGGAGACUUCUGCAGCAGCCGUCGUGAAGAGCUGACCAAGCGCGGAAUCCGUCGCAUAACGUUCUUCGUGCUGAUCAGGCGUCAGUUCCCUAAAUGUUUCACGUACCGGUGCCGCGAUAACUUCACAGAAGAUCGUAUUUAUCGCCACUUGGAUCCUGCUAUGGCAUUCCAGCUGGAACUGAACAGAAUGCAGAACUACGACCUGGAGGCUCUACCGACCUCCAACCGGAAAAUGCAUCUUUACCUCGGGAAAGCCAAGGUAGCCAGGGGUCAGCAGGUGACAGACUACAGAUUUUUCAUUCGUUCGAUUAUUCGCCACUCGGAUCUCAUCACCAAGGAAGCUUCGUUCGAGUACCUCCACAACGAAGGGGAGCGUGCGUUGCUGGAAGCCAUGGAUGAGCUGGAGGUGGCAUUUUCUCAUCCCGACUCGAAGAGGACAGACUGCAAUCACAUAUUCUUGAACUUUGUCCCGACAGUCAUCAUGGAUCCCGUGAAGAUCGAGGAGAGCGUGACGAACAUGGUGAUGCGAUACGGAGCUCGCCUGUGGAAGCUGCGCGUGCUGCAGGCUGAGAUAAAGAUGACGAUUCGCCAGACGCCCAGCAGCGAGACGAGCAACGUGCGCCUGUGUCUGGCCAACGACAGCGGCUACUCUCUCGACACCUGCCUGUACAAGGAAGUGACGGAUGUCAAGACCGGCAUGAUAAAAUAUGAGUCGUAUGGCCCCAAGCAAGGACCGAUGUAUGGCUUGCCUAUCUCCAUCCCGUACAUGACCAAAGAUUACCUCCAGCAGAAGAGGUUCCAAGCACAGAGUGUUGGCACCACUUACGUCUACGACAUUCCAGACAUGUUUAGACAGGUGCUGGAAAGUGUCUGGAAGGAGCAUGCCAAGAUUUAUGCAACAAAUGACGUGAAGAUCCCGACGAAGCUGGUGGACGCCAUCGAGCUGGUUCUUGACGGGGAGGGCCUGAGCGAGCAGAAGAGGCUGCCGGGUGAGAACAAUAUUGGAAUGAUUGCGUGGCUUGUUAAGCUGUACACGCCAGAGUACCCAUUGGGGCGCGAGUUGAUCCUCAUUGCAAACGACAUCACGUUUGUGAUUGGUUCGUUUGGGCCGCAAGAAGACUUCUUGUUCUACCGCGCUUCGCAGCUUGCUCGCAAGAUGCGCAUCCCUCGUAUCUACAUCGCUGCCAACAGCGGGGCCCGACUGGGGCUCGCGGAAGAGAUAAAGCAGCUCUUCCGUGUGGCGUGGGAAGACCCGGACGAACCAGAAAAGGGAUUCAAAUAUUUAUAUCUGACCACAGAAGAUUUUACUAAAGUUUCUGCGAUGAACUCAGUUCGUGCAACACUCAUUGAAGAUGAGGGCGAAGCCAGAUACAAGAUUACUGACAUUAUUGGGAAGGAGGAUGGAAUCGGCGUGGAAAAUUUGCAAGCAGCCGGCAUGAUCGCCGGAGAGACUUCGAGUGCUUAUCAAGAGAUUGUAACCAUUUCCAUGGUUACGUGUAGAGCGAUCGGCAUUGGUUCUUACCUGGUGCGGCUGGGUCAGCGAGUCAUUCAGAUAGAAAAUUCGCACAUUUGCCUUACUGGCUACAGUGCAUUAAAUAAGUUGUUGGGGCGUGAGGUCUAUGCUUCAAACAACCAGCUGGGAGGCAUCCAGAUCAUGUACAACAACGGCAUCACCCACAAGACUGAACCACACGACAUCGACGGCAUACGCACCAUCGUGAAGUGGCUCUCUUACAUGCCGAAGGACAAAAUGUCUCCGUUGCCUGUAAUGGAGCCUGUGGACUCCAUUGAUCGUGAAGUUGAGUACAUGCCUACGAAGGCACCAUACAACCCUAGAUGGAUGCUCGAAGGCAGAGUAAAUGCUGGCAGCAGCAAGUGGGAGAGCGGCUUCUUCGACCGGGGCUCGUGGCAGGAGAUCAUGCAGCCGUGGGCACAGACCGUGGUGUGCGGCCGCGCGCGCCUGGGCGGCAUCCCCGUGGGGGUCAUAGCCGUGGAGACCCGCACCGUGGAGCUCAACCUGCCCGCGGACCCAGCCAACCUCGACUCGGAGGCCAAGACUGUUUCGCAGGCUGGCCAGGUCUGGUUCCCGGACUCCGCCUACAAGACUGCCCAGGCGAUACAGGACUUCAACAGGGAAGAUCUUCCUCUCAUCAUAUUUGCCAACUGGAGAGGGUUUUCCGGUGGCAUGAAAGACAUGUACGACCAAGUGAUGAAGUUCGGCGCCUACAUCGUGGAUGCGCUGCGGGAGUACAGGCACUCGGUGCUGAUCUACAUCCCUCCGAACGGCGAGCUCCGCGGCGGGGCGUGGGCCGUCGUCGACCCGACCAUCAACCCCCGCCACAUGGAGAUGUACGCCGACGUGGACAGCAGGGGCGGGGUGCUGGAGCCCGAGGGCCUGGUGGAGAUCAAGUUCCGCGCCAAGGACCUGGUGAAGUGCGUGCACCGGCUGGACCCGGCGGCGGCGGCGGCGGCGGCAGAGCUCCAGUCGGGCCCCGACCUGCCGCUGGAGCGCCGCCGGGCCCUGGAGCAGGAGGUCAAGGAGCGCGAGGCCCUGCUGCUGCCCAUGUACCACCAGGUGGCCGUGCACUUCGCCGACCUGCACGACACGCCCCACCGCAUGCACGAGAAGGGGGUCAUCCGGGAUGUUAUUCCAUGGCGCCAGUCGAGAAAAAUUUUGCACUGGCGCCUGAAGCGUCUUCUCCUCGAGAACGAGAUCACGAAUGAGCUCCUCAGCAUCCAGCCGAACUUGAGCCUGGGGCAAGCAGAAGCGAUGUUGAGGCGGUGGUUUGUGGAAGACAAGGGAACCACCAUGGCCUACUUGUGGGAGAACAACGAAGCAGUCGUGUCGUGGCUGCUCGAGCAACAAUCUGAAAUGCCUGGUCGUUCCAUCAUCGCACGCAACAUCAGUGCUGUUAAAAGGGAUGCAACGAUACAAAUGAUAAAGUCCGCUCUGGAGGCUUGCCCACAGGUGUCUCUGGAGGUAGCCUUAGACAUCAUCCAGCACCUGCCGCCCCACCUGCGAGUGGAAGCCCAGAGGACUCUGGCUCAUGUCGACAGCAUUCCCAGCGGUUCCGAGAAACCUACGAUACAGGAGCAGAAGUAGCUGUGUGCCGCGUUGUUGCACCACGUGCGUGCUUUUGUUCCGACGUCCGGAAUGUUCGCGGCUCAGCGGGAACUCUGUACGAACUGUAACUAUGUACUGUUUUUUUUUUUUUUUUUGCCCAUAGUGGGCAGCAGUGUGCAAUAAAUAUUUAUUAUGAAACCAUCGCAAAAUGUUAUGUGGAGUAGCAGUUGUCUCCGGAUGUGUUGGACCGUAGGUAUUACGCUUGUGCAGGAGAUUGUGAUGGUGAUCGACUUAAGUGACAGGUCAUAAAGAAUGGUGUUGCUGAUAAUGCUCAAUCAUGAACUGGUUUAUAUUGAAGAUUACUUGUCGUGGACCAUAGGCAGUGCGUUUCUUGAAACUAAUGGAAUGCAAAUGUUUCGAAAGCUUGCAGAAAUUAACCAUCUAUAUUAGCUUCAUAUGUAUUUAUUUGAGCUAGGUAGGAUACUGUGUCGAUAUCCUAUCCCUAUGCAUAUUCUAUUUUUCUUUAAAGUCUAUGGAAAUAUUUUGAAUUUUUAAUCUUGAAAUAGCCCGUUUAUCAUCCAAUGUCAUCGCUUUUCAUAUGGGAAUUUUUUCCCCCAGCCAAAAUUUGCUAGAACCAAAAUACUGUAUCUUGCCCAGCUCUUAUACUUAAGUUUGUCAUUAACGUCCGUUAUGUGAUCUAAUUUUUAAUAAUUUAACUAUGCCCCUGCAAUUAUUAUGUUUUGAAUAUUGGAAUGUAACUUUUUUUUAACAUGGAAAAGAUAGGUAACUUGUUAUUAAAUAUUUUACGUACUACAUUCAUGCACGAGUUCAUGCUCGCAGCUUAUUUGUGAUUUGUGGCAUUAGGAAUAUUAUGUUUUGACUGUGAAGGUUGCCAAAAUGAUCAAUUACAACUGAAGAUCACUUUAAUAAUAACUCCAAAAGAAUCAGGAGUUCACUUUUUUUUUUUCCCCUGAAUGUAUAAAUAUUUGAUAAAUUUUCAUGAAAAAUGUAGUUUGAUGGACAUUUAAGUAUUCUUGAGUUGGUAUCUGAGAGUAAUUUUUAAAUCAUUUGUUUGUUAAUAUGUAUAUCUGUGCAAGUAUCACCAAAAAAAAAUCAAGGAAAGUUGGAUUGCACACAAAUUUGAUUAAAAUUCGGAAUUAUUUUAACACUUAAAUUUAAUUUUAGAUACAGGAGGUAAAGUUGAUUUAGAUACAAGAAAAAUGUAGCAUGGUCAUUUCUCAUGGGUUGAAACAUCUAUUUUUUAUUGUGUUUGAAGACAUGUCUUAAAAACCAUUGCUGCAUGCGACAAGAAAUAUUAACCAUCAAAAGUUUUGGUUUUUAAUUUGUUAGCAUUAGAAAUACAAGCAGCCAAAGUCAAAAACACCUUGGCUUUGAAUCAUUUUUAUUUAUUGAAAGAAAUAAAAAUGGUUGAUGUAGAAAAGACAGAUUGCAUUUUGUUAGCACUUUAACAGUUACAUUUUUGUUACUUGAGAUUUUUUACAGCUAGUUAUGUGAAUACGUUUUAUUCUCGGUCAUCUGAUUGGAAGAUGUUUUUUUUCUUGUAAAGGGUUUGGCAGUCUAUUCAGAAAACUUUUGUAUUAAACUUGAUUUAGCAUCUUUAAAGUUAUAUUUCCCCGACCAUUUGUAGUUGCUACUAGAUUAAGGUAUUGCUCAGUUAUUCCUAGUUCUGUGAAUAAUGAAUACCUUUCUUUCUAUAGCUAGUCUGUAAUAUUACACUCGAACCAUUGGACCAAGGUAUGACUUAAAUAUUAAAUAAAUAUGGGCCGGUCAAACCCUUGAAUACCAUUGAAACUCUAGAAUUUGAAAGUUCUGAGAUAUGAGGAAAAAGAUUGGAAGAAAAAUAUUGGAUGAAAUUAAGUAAAUCAAAAAUAUUCAACACUGACAACUCUGCAGUUAACGAGGUUCAAUUUCUGUUUUUUUUUUCUUACCAAUCCUAUUAAUUUUUUAUAGAUAUUGUACUUUUAUGUAAUUAUGUAAAUAGUAUUACGCUAUUUAUUUAUUCUGGAAACUUAGUUUUUGAAACUAACAUUUAAAGGAUUUAAUGUUUUAACACCAUAGUUAAUAUUUUUUCUUGUAACUUUUCCCCCCAACUCAUGAGACCUAAAUUCAGAUUCAAGGUAUAGAUUUCAGGCACUCUUUGUAAUUUGAAUUCAAGAUGAUUUAGAUGUUGUCCAUAUCUACAAUAAAAUUAAUCUUUUUAAAUUUUGAGGUCACACAUUUUUCUAAACAUCAUCAGAAAACUAAAAAUCUUUCUUGUUAGUGUAUAAAAAAUUAAUCUGAAUGUUUUUAGAAAUUGUGUAAUGUACUAUUGUAUUGUGUAGUGACUUGUGGUUCAUCGUCAUUAAUCUUCUUGUAACAGAGCAUUUUUGUAAUGAAGAAACUAUGAGAAGGUUUUCACUGUCAACUUAUAUAAUAAAUUCAGUAGUCAUCCCUUGUACAUUCUAAUGCUUAUACGCCUGUUUUUGUGCAGGUUAACUCAAAAUCAAUGUUUGCUGGUUGAAGCUGGUUUUUGACUACAAAUAUUGUCUAUGGAAUUUAGUCGGUAAUCGUGCAUCAUUAUGGAGAUUUGGUUGCAAGCAUUUGGGAAUUUCAUGACAGGACUCACAAUUUGUUCGCUCCUUUGUGCCAUCACAGGGGAAGCUCGGAUAGUCUCUCUCUCUCUCUUUGGCUGUGAUUUUGUGCAUGCGUAAAUAGCCACUGAAUGUGAACUUACCAGGUAAUGUUGCUGUAGUAACUUCUGUAGUGCUUUGUGCAGAUAUUUACGUAUAUUGUAACUGAGAGAAUACUAGUUGUCUUUAUCCAGGUGGACCUGAUGGAAAUUAGCUAUGAUGCUAUUUGUUGUAAUGGGACUGCAGUUCUUUGAAUUAUUGCCAGUUUGCAGAUCUUAUUUAGCUUCUUGUAGCAGAAUUCUAAUUGUUUCAUGAAGUAAGGUAUCAGUUAGUGCUAGUUUAGCGUGCAAGCAAGCCUUGAUUCUUGGUGGCUACACUGGGGGCAGCACUAUAGUGUUUUGUGUUACUGCAACAAUACAUCUGCAGUGUUACUCAUAUUUGCUGGUUCCAGUAUGAGUAUGUAACAUUGUUUUGGCUUAAUCCUAAGUAGGCUAUGCUUUCAGGAGUAUGUUAAGAAAGUUGUGAUCUUAGCACCGAUUUUCUAUGCCUUUUUUAUGUAAUUGACAUUAAGUAUUUAUCCAUGCUGAUAUGUACAACUUUAAUUCCUUUAUUUUUUGUCUAGGCUGCUUUAUAAUUUCAGUAUUGCCAUUGAAGUGCCUUAGAGAGUAAGAAGGAAAAAGUAAACAUUUGGCUUUACACUGUUAUUUUUCUCGUAGCAAAUUUGCCACUGUAAAUGCAUUUAAAAUAAAAUAGUUCUAUUAUUGUGCUCAAAAAGAUGAUUCUUUGAGUUUCUUCUCAUGGUAGUUAUUCCGAUAGCAGUUUAGAAAUAGGAUAUAGGUAUAUAUUUUUCUACAGACUAUUUUAAUUUUAGCUUUUUGUGUGUAAUUUACUAAUAAAGCAGGUGUGGGCAGCAAGAAUUCGUAUAGUUUUAAGAACUGAUUGGUUUAGUUUUUGGAAUGAAUUUAUUUGGCAUCAAAACAAAUGUCUAGCAAAGUGUUUAUUGAUUUUAUUUUUUGAAAUAUGUGCCAAUCAUUUUGGCUAUAGAUGUGCUUUUUAACAAAUGACUAUUUUUGUUGUACUGUUAUAAAGGUGGUUUUUGUUUUAUAAUAACUUAACUUUUUUAACUACAAGUAUUCCUGUAAACUAUUUCAGUUUUAUUUUGCAAGAAAUUAUUAUUUUACUGUAAAUGAAUUCAUAUGUUAAAUAUUUAAUAUUUAUUAACCUAGAAAAAUUAUUUAUUUUAAUAAUGUUGUUAAUAUUGCUUAUCUUUGCAGCUAAUUUUUAAAAAAGUAAAAAAGAACUAUUUAAUGCACCAGUUCAGUACAUUAAACAUGUUUCAUAAACUAGUGCAGUGAACAGGGUUGCAAUCUCCUCUUUAUGCCAUGUAAAUGAACUGAAAACAUUAAAAUAGUAAAGUAUAUUUAACCAUGGGUUAUGCAUUUGAUUGCAAGAAAAGUCUUCAGAGUGAGUUUUGUGUUGAUGUUUGCCCACACUUGCAGCUAAAGUAAUACUGCCAUUGUUUUGCUAUAUUAAAUAGGUACAAAUUGUAUACUUAAUCUUUUAUCAUAAGUUUAAAAUUUACCUGUGUGUAGAGACAAGAUUAUAUGGUGAAUACUGAAUAGGGAUAACACAGAAUGUAAGUUACUACACCAUAUAACACCGAAAUAUAACAGAAUUUACCUGAAUAACCUUAUUUUGUCUAUUAACAUAUUCAAAGGGAAUUUAUAUUAUAAAUUCAUCAUUUAUUUUAUAAAUUUAGUUAAAAAAUUAAAACAAUUAUGUACUAAGUACAAAAAUUUAUUUAGUUUCUAGUGUAAAGGUUUUUUCUACAUAUACUGUAGAAGUAGAAAAGUAAAAAAUUGUUAUUGUAAUAAAACUUAUUAACAGUAAAGUAAAUAAUAGCAGUCAAUAUCUAUUACAUCACAAGGAAAAAGCAGAAGGAAAGUGGGCUUCCACAUUGGGUUUUGAUUUUGUUUAUUCAUAUUUAUAGUAUUGUCAAUUUAAGACAGUAAACGUAAGUAAAAUUCAAACUUGAAACUUUAUAUGCAUCAGGAAAAAAUUAAAGCAAAGCAAUAAAUCUAAGAAUUUUUCCCAUUGGAAUUCUGAAAAUAUAUAUGCAAUUUUAGUUGUAGUUCCAAUGAUAUGCCAUUGUGUUUUUUUUUUUUUUUUAGUAUGACAAAUUUGAGCAAUUAAAAUAUUUAUGUACAAUAUUAGUGACAUAGGUAUACAACAUUCAUGAUGAUAGAAAUGAUAGCAAAAAAAUCUUAACAUCCUUCAAAAUAAUUUAGUAAAAUUUAAAUCCAUAAAAUCUUGGCUCUACCUGUGGUGUCAUAAAUAAAUUUUAUUCCAUCAGUAAGACAAAAUCACUUAUUUGGAAUUGGAAUUAUUUUAAUAUUAUUAAUCUGUUUUGGUAGAAAUUAAUAAAUUUGUGUAAUUUAAUCGUAAAUUUUAGUGUUUGUCUCUUUUGUUUUGAAACACAACUAACUGAAUUUUGAAUGUACUGUAUUUUGUUACGCCAAUAUUAUCUCUUACUGUGAGUUUUCGAAUCUACGUGUAAGUUGUUGGAAAUUUUGAGUUAGGCUAGUUUUAACAUGUUCCUGUAGCUGUGAAACAGAUCAAAUACAACACAUAUUUAUGUUUGGACCUUGAUGAAUAAUAAAAAUGUUCUGUUUUUUUUUUAAA